AAAAAAUAUAUCCAUGGUAUAUUAAUGUGUCGUAUUUUCCGAUUGUUUUUGUUGUCCUUUGUUGACUUUUAAAAUCAAGUGAGAUCUAAAAAGACUUUGUGAAAUGACGUGAAUAUUUUGUUAUUUAUUUCAUAAAAAGAAAAUGUGUCGUUUAUAAGUGUAUGGGAACAAUUGCAAGAAUGAUGCAGCCAACAUCUGAGGGCUGUAUGAACAUUGCGGAGUUAGCGAAUCAGCUACGUCGGGAGAAAAUUUUCAUCAAUUCCGAGCGACAGCUGCUUCAUAAUCUCAAUGAGGAAGUGGAGAAAACUGUGCAGGAACUGCUACAGGCUGCAUGGAUAUGUUCUAUGCAACGACAGAACUUAACGAAUCUUAUUUCAUCUCGAUGUGAAGCUGAAUCCAUAGCAGCCUGUCAGAGAGCAAGCUUACUUGAGGGCACAGUUUUUGUAGAUGCUUACAAGGUCUUGAGAUAUAAGGAAGCAACUGCACUGGGUGAGCUUCUAGGAUGGCUUCGAGAUACACCCCAUCUAGUUGCGUUGAGCUUAAUGCUCGGAGAGGAUCACAUGCCACAGUCUUUGCCAUCAUUCCUGAUAGCAGGCCUUUAUGGCAGCUGCCGCUCUACUACAGACAGAACACGUUUGUUGGCCGUUAUACGUUCCUUGAUCAAACAUCAAAUGGCAACUUCAAGCGAUCCAAGGAAAUUGUUACGCACGAGCAAAUGCGCGCUGGCGUCGUUGUGCUCGACGUUCCGAGACGGGCACGCGCCGGCGCGCCGUUUCCUCGCGGCCGCACUGCACGCACCCGUCAUGGCUGUGCUGCACGAGGACGAGUUCUUCCUCGACAUAGACCCGGACAAGGCCAUGGAGAGAUUCUCUGCGUCGGAUCGUCUCAAGAAGUUCGGUCAAGCGAAUAGUAAUGAGUACUCGGCGAAGGUGGCCCGGUACCGCAAGUGGACGGUGCAGUCUCUGUACAACCUGACCAGCAAGUUCAUCGCCUCGCUCAAGGAGCACUGGCCCAACUUCCCCGCAGCCAUUGCGUGGAUUGUGCAGCAGAUUGUACAUCUAUUGAAACAACAUUCCAGGACAAGUGAGCGUGAGUUGUACGCUAUCUGCACGGACCUGGUGCUGAGUCAGCUGAUCUGUCCGGCUGUGGUGAGCCCCGAGGCGCACGGCGUGGUCGAUGUUCCCGUCUCAUACGUGGCGCGAUUCAACCUCAUGCAGGUCGCGCAGAUCCUGCAGGUGCUCUGCCUCAACUGCUACCAGGAGGUGGAUCCAAAAGUUCGGGAUUUAUAUUCCAAGUUUGAUAGAAGUUGCGUGUCGUCGCUGAUAGAGAGUGUGAUGUCGGAGUCUUGUGCUCCUGCUCCAGCUACCUCGCAGGCAGAUGCUCUACGCACUGAUGUACCACCACGAACUACUAUAGCACUCUUCACGCCACAUGAUGCCCAUUUAUUGAUAACAUUUCUAAAACGAAUCUCAUCCAAGUUAAAUAAUAACACACCGAGUAUCACAUCAGAAGAAACUAACAACUCAAGACCAGUUGCAGAAGCCGCUGGCUUUAGCAGUGAGGGCAGUGAGAGUGAGAGUGCGGAGGGCGCGGCGCGACUUGCAGCACUGAUGCAGACCAUGGAGCCCAACUACCGCGCCCGACUGCACGACCUGUUGCGCAAAGUGCCCGACCUGCAAGCCCUACUCGCGUGCAAAUCAUCAUCAUCAGAGCCGAAAGACACGGUGUCAGAGAACGGUCACAGCAGCAAGCGUAGUAUCCUGGCCAAGGUGUCCAAGCCGCGCUUACCUCGCAGCGCCAGCUCCAGCUCCUCACUGGAAGAUAAAGCGGCCAAUGGUGAUAGAGAGGAGCUGGAGGUACCUGAAGUGCUGGUGAUAAAGCUGGCCAAUACAGAAGAGUGUGAUUAUGUCGGUAUGAUGCCGGAAUCGAAAGUACUGGAAUGCUACUACGUUGGCUCAGAGGCGGGUGAAGAGGACGGGGCCUCCGAACUCGUUGCACCCGGACAGACUCCCGCACAGAAACGAACCAGGUUCUCAGUGUCACACGAUGAGGUGUCGUUGGGCAAUACAUCAGACAACCUGGAGGCGGUGUCGGAGGCGGCCUCAAACCACAGCGUCACCUCCAGCCUUGAACUCGAGACAGAAGACCAGAACGACAACCUCUCCGAUAUGGUGUCUGCUAAUGUGAGUGGUCGCGGUAGUCCCAACAUCUCUGGUCGUGAGACACCCUCAUCACAGGUCACAGAUGGCGACGCUGCGGGGGAUGCGCCCCCCAGAAGGAUAUCCGCGAAUGCUCCAGUGAGCGCGCAGACUGCCAGCAACCAGGCAAAGAUGCUGAAGCAGACGCGCAACGAUAUCGAGGAUAAGUUCUGUAAAUUCGAGAUCAAGAAAUUGCUGGAAGGUGAUGAGACGAUCAGUAUAAUGUCGGAUACUUGGAGUACGGAUGUACUGGCCUCCGACUCGGAGACAAUCGGUGACUCCUGCGACCACACACAAGUCGCUGCUAACCAAGGUGGUGGUACGAGUGGUACGAAUGCGCCCGAUGUUUCAGAGACCGCCAGCGAGUCCGCCUGGAGUAUGGACGUCCUUGCCUCAGACAGUGAUCGUAAUACAGAAGUGGAUACGGACGAUUGUGUAUCCGUUGCGGCGCGCUCCGAUACGUCAUGGCCGCGCCGUCCUUCGCACCAGGAGGAGGUGUUGCGACAGCCAUUGCCUCAGAACGGCACUAAAAGACCAGACACUGGCAGUCCGCGGCAUACGUCUAGAUAUCUACCUAAUAAUAGGUACUUGAGUGCGACUGCAGCGCUAUCUCGCGGCGGUGAGCUGGACCUGGCGCAACUUGCGCACUCCAACACGCACAAUGCAAAUGCGCAAGCGCACGCCGCAUUUGUUGAGAACAGGAAGAGCAUACUCGUUAAUGGAUAUCCAGUGAUGACUUGUUACGCGACGUCAGCUCCCGAGAGUCCGAGUACGUCUGCGCCCGUGCAACUACCCACCGAUGUGUUUGAUUUCGCUCAGAAUGGCAACAGCGCACAAACCGAAUCGACCCUCGAUGAUGCGACAGUCCAAUCAGACGCGACGAGCCAAUGGGUGGAUGAUAGCUUCCCUCAACCGAGCUCCUCCCGCCCCUUCCCUGCCAAGUACGACCUCCCCUCCACCUCCAAACCCUACGACCACCCUUCCACCUCCAAACCGUUCGACGACAACGAUCUUAUGGAUAGAUCUCUCAACUCGAGCGAAAGUUCCUUCAACGCUCUCUCCGUAUCGCAGUACGAUCGCCGAUUCGAUUCCGGUAUCGAUACCGAACGACCGGAAUCGGAAUCGAGAUCAACGAUAACCGAUUUAAUGACACGAAUGAGUUCCGCCACUAUUUCUACGUCCGCGAAUUUGGUUAACAAUUUGACGAAUAGAAUCGCCAAGUCUGAGAUACGUACGAGUAUUGUUAAUAUAAGUUCGUCUCGUAUCGAGAGGAAGAGGGAGACGAGCAACAUGUCUCUGAGCACUCUGUCAGUGAACAGCGCGGAGACUUCGGUGUCAGAUCGCAGCUCCAGUCAGGAUGUCAACUCUGAUAAUGUGACAGAACGCCGCGUCAGCCCCCCACCUGUCAAGAAUGUCUCCACUGGCGCUAUACCGAAGAGUAUCAGCUUCGAUGCCACCGCUGAGAAGUCACAGAGGCGUCGUGCUAGUGGCGAAGAUGGUCUGGUGGGGAAUCUGGAUGAGCUGAAGAACAACGUGAAACGUUCCGGUGGCAAUCUGCUGCACAAAAUCAAAUUCUUCCGGCCCAAGGGACGUCAUCAUCACCAUAGCAACGAUAUAAAACUGGCGGAAGAGGAAUGUCGCAGUGACGACGGUCGCGCCGAGCUGGAGGCCGGCGGAGACAGCUCUGAGGAUAUCCUGGCCAAGUACAGGCGCAAGGGCUCCGACGGGCGCACGCGCCGCCCCGCGCGCCGCAUGUCUGACCUGCCUGAUCCAGAUCUAGAUAGAUGCGAGGGUGUGGUGGACCUCAACGAUCCUGAAGUGUUCAACAGCAUGAAGCGACGUCUGCGCGCUGUUCUCUCAAACACUGACAUGCACUGCGUUGAAUAUGUGCCUAAUCGCUGUACAGCAACAUCGCUGGUGGACUUUGUGCGUGCGGGGGGUUGCGCUGAGAGUGCGGCUGUGGGUCGUGCGCUGUCGGGGGGUGCGGGGGGUUCGAGCGCACGCGCAGCUCGGCUGGCGGCGGCGCUGCGGGCUGACCUGGCUGCACGUCGCCCCUACGCCACAUACCUCGCCUCAUGCCGCGCUGCGCUUGCGCAUGCACAACAUGAUCUACGAGCUCAGAUAAAGUUGGUGCGCGAGGAAUGCCAGGCGUGUGCUCGUGCGGCUGCUGCGGCGCGUGUGCUGGAGCAGCUGGAGCGCGGUAAUGCACUGCGCCGACUUGCGCGACAUCACCACGCCCACAACAACCACGCCAUCCUCAACGGCGGCGAGCUGAUGGAUGAGAAAGCUAAAAGACUGACUGCCAGCAUCAGGGUUAUAACGGCCGAGGUGAAGGCGGAUCCUUCCUGGGAAGGAGCUAGUGGGGCGCUGGUGGAGGCUCUGGAGGUGACUGUGGAGCGCGCUGCGUUUGCACGUCUCUACCUCCACGUACUCUUCCCCAACGGAGAUGGUGACAUUGCACGCGACCAAGUGCUGAGUGAGCACAUGCGCCGACUGGCCGCGUGCACCAGCGCGCUGAGAGCGGGCGUCGCGCCGCGCCAUCUGUGGGCAGCGCCCUACCCACACGCACAGCUACAACUGCGACAUCUACCUGUGUACCGCACACCUCGCGACAAGAUAUCGUGCAUAAUGCGUUGCGUAUCCUCCAUCAUGUCGGUGCUGGCGCUGACCGACGGUAGCGCCCCCUCAGCGGACGACCUCACACCAGUUCUCGUCUAUGUCAUACUCAAGGUGAACCCACCAUCGCUGCUUUCGACCAUCGAGCUGGUGAACGCGCUGGGCGGCGCUGCGCUGUCAGGUGAAGCACUGUACUGGUGGACGCAGUUCUGUGCCGCUGUCGCCUACAUCAAGACAAUGGACUACGUGGGCGACUCCUAGCGCCGGCAAGCGCUCUUGAGUGCAGCGCUUCUCAGGGCUAAAUUGGAAAUGUACCGGAGCAGCUCCACGCGCCGCGAACGUCGGCACACGAUUUAAAACAUUUCAUAUAUAACUCGUAUCUCAUUCAAAUUAAUCAAACUUCAUACAUACAUUUUAUUCUAAUAUUCAAAUAACAGUUGC
This is a messenger RNA of Papilio machaon (common yellow swallowtail), 5255 nucleotides long. RefSeq names its product receptor-mediated endocytosis protein 6 homolog (gene Gapvd1). The record is from RefSeq and is a predicted model, not a curated record. Gene Ontology annotation, cellular component: cytosol; endocytic vesicle. The transcript has 31 exons. Gene Ontology annotation, molecular function: small GTPase binding; guanyl-nucleotide exchange factor activity. NCBI's taxonomy places the organism in Eukaryota, Metazoa, Arthropoda, Insecta, Lepidoptera, Papilionidae. Gene Ontology annotation, biological process: vesicle-mediated transport; regulation of GTPase activity. Bases 162 to 5075 code for a protein of 1637 amino acids.